Messenger RNA from Dermatophagoides farinae (American house dust mite), 3937 nucleotides. It is a transcript of the gene pns, whose product is annotated as DENN domain containing pinstripe. The record is from RefSeq and is a predicted model, not a curated record. Lineage: Eukaryota; Metazoa; Arthropoda; Arachnida; Sarcoptiformes; Pyroglyphidae. Gene Ontology annotation, molecular function: guanyl-nucleotide exchange factor activity; small GTPase binding.
UAAAGCUAAGAAAAAAAAAUGUGAUGAAAACAACGAAAAAUUGUAGAAAGCUCUGAGAGAGAGAGACUGGUCGAAAAUUAUUAUUAUUCGAUAUAAUUUAUUGGCCCCGUAAAAUGCUGCCAGAUUGUUUUAUUAUUAUUAUUAUUUUUGCCAUUUUAAUCAUUCAAUAAUGUUUUUAUAGAUUUAAUCAAAAAAAGAAUUUAUAAUUUCGACAACAGUUGAUUAAUGGCUAAUUCUUCGUCACCCAAAACAUCCGACAUGGGUAUUCCAGCAAGUCCUCGUCGAUCAAAUCGAAAAGGUGAAAGACUAAAAAUGCUAUCACAGAUUACGAUUCUCGAUGGAACAAUGGAUGGUAAAAUAAAUGUCAGUUUGAAAAUUGACGAUUGCUCAUCUGUCGAUGAUAGCUCGUUAGCGCUAUUGGCUAUGCCUGAUGGUCCUUUUAUGAAAUCUGAUCCAAUCAAGCCAACUUUUCAUCCAUUUGUGAUCACUGUUCAAAGUGGCCAAAGAAUCUACGGAGGAAGCUAUAUAUUUGGAUUGAAACAAAUUGCUCGUUGUCAUGAAACCGAUGAACAUAAAGUUGUAUACAUUAGUCGAGCUCUAGUCGCAUUGACCAUUCGGCCAUUGGUUGAUCAAUUGAAAAAAUUGUUAGAAUGGUGUGUCAAUGAAGGUGGAUGUAAUCCACGUUGGCUUCGAUGUUUGACCAAUAUUCGAUUGCCACAAAAAGGAAGAUUCGUCAUUAUUCAUCUACCGAAUCUCAAAAGUUUGAAAAACAUUGAUGAUUACAGCUCAACAUUUGACAAAACAUUUGAAAUCGCCAACACUGUAAUCAUAUUUCGGCCGCUGAAUGUAUAUCCAUUAUUUGAUUAUUCAUUUCGCUUAUUGCUGACCAAAGUCAUUACAUUCGAAAAUUUACUUUUAUUGUUCAGCUGUGCACUGAAUGAAUUUCAAAUUUUAAUCGUCAGUGAUUCAUAUUACAAUCUGAUGUUAAUUUCCGAAUGUUUGAUAGCAUUAUUGAAUCCAUUCAAAUGGCAACACGUUUAUGUACCGAUUCUACCGAGCAAACUUGGUCUUCAUUAUUUGGAUGCACCUACCCCGUUCAUUAUGGGUAUUAAUUCUCGUUUAAGAAAUUUUAUCAAACCAAAACGUAUUGCUUGUUAUUUUGAUUGUGAUAGUAAAAAUCUUGAACUAAAUGUAGAUUCAAAUGAAUUUCAUAUACCACCAUUUGUUGAAGAAUUACGUAAUGAUUUACAAGAUUUGUUUUCCGGCGACACUCGUCUUAUGUAUUCGGAUCAGCCAAAAAGUGAAGCAUUGAAACGUGUAUCGGAAUUAGCACAUCGUUACAAUGUUAUUGACAAUGAAUUUACCUGUUUAGAUGAAGUGAAACUCAAUCAAAGUAUUCGUAUGUUAUUCUUUAACAAAAUCAAAAAAUGUAUACUAAACAAUUAUCAACAUUACAUUAUGUGUGUUGCUGAUCCAAAAGAGCAAGUAAAAUUCGACACCGUAUCCUAUCUGUCCGAUCAACCAUUAUCAAUGCGACCAUUUUUACAGAAUUUUGUUGAAACACAAAUGUUUGCCUCGUUCAUUGAUGAAGCCAGUAAAGCCACGUUGAAGAAACAAAAAUGUGAAACUGAAGCCAUGAAUAUGGCCGAUUCAUUCUAUUUUAGCAUCGAUGAUGAUUAUGAUCAAACUGAUUCAUUGGAUUAUUGUCAAAAUCUGAUUGAUGCUCGAUAUCAAAAUGCUCAAAUUGUAAACUUAGUUGAACUUGAAGAGCUUAACAGUCAGAAUAAUUGCCUAUCGGGAGCAUCAACUCCAUUUUCACCGUUUAAGAAAAGAAUGCAAACAUCUUCAGCAAAUAAUCUAAGAAAUGUAGUGAAAAAUUCCGUUAUAGCUUCACCAUCGAAACAGAUUCCAGUUGCAUUGACUGGUCCAACCAAUUGGAAAGUGGUUGAAACACUUCUGAAAGAAGUCAAAAAUAAAACUAAACGAAUUUUAUUAGCGAAAAUGGGUUCGGAUGAAAUUGGAUCAGCAGUAACAAGCGGUACCAGCAUCAACAGUCCGACUAUUAGUACACCAGAAGACAAUACUUUGAUAGCUGCACUUUGUGAUUUAAUCGAACGAAUAUGGUCACAUGCACGCGUACAAGACAGUAAUAUGGACAGUAGUCAAACUAAUCGAUGUCCAUUUUGGGCUCAUAUCACAGCUUAUUUCCAGGUUUCAAUGAAUGAAAACAAUAUUAAAACGACAUCAGCUUUGCCACUAUCAUCACAUCGAUUGAAUCAUUCCAGUUCGGCAACACUCGAUUCUAUUGAAUAUCAUGAUGAUCAUUCAUCAGCAAACGAAGAUCAAGAAAGUCUAGUCGGUUGGAUAUCUAUAAAAAAACGUAUCGAUUCAUUGUCCCAAUUAUCAUUGGAUCAAAGUACAUUUUUAUCUUCACAACGUAAAUCAUCAUCAUCAUCAACCACAAACUAUCGAUCGAUUCCAUCGACAUUGUCAUAUGAUUACAAAUCAAUUUGUGAUAUGACCGAUAUUAAAACCGAUGUUGGCAAAAGUCGAGCUUUCAUACGUUUAGCAUUAGAGCGAAAACUAUUGAGUAAACAUUUACGAACUUUAUUAUUUAAUCAAGAUUUAUUACAAUCAUUGUAUAAACGAUAUUCAUUUCUACGUUGUGAAGAUGAACGGGAACAAUUUCUAACACAUUUAUUGACAUUAAACGCUGUGGAUCUUUCCUGUUUCACUAAUACAUUUACAACAAGUAAAUUACCAUAUACAUUGGUUAUAUGUGCAUCAUCGUUUACUGGAUCAAUUUCCAUUAUUGGAUUAUCUAAUCAUACAAAAGAACAGAUUGUGAUUGAUGGUAACAAUCAUGAACAUUUUACAUUUCGACAUAAAAAUUUUGGCUACAUUUUUACAAUGUCUGUGGCCAUCAAAGCUAAUCAUAAAGUGUUUAUAGAAAAAUGUUUUCUCCGUAACGAUGUGACAAAUGCAUUGUUUAAAUUUGAAUGUGGCAAAUGGUUGGGCAAAAAUAUGGAAGAUGGUUCAAUCGAACGAAUGUUGAUUGGUGAACCGGUUUCCGGUACUAUCAAUGAUCACAUUAAACGUGGCAAUCAUUCACGAUCAUCAUCGAUUGGUCGUAAUUGGUCUCGUAGUGGUGAAACCAACAAUACCAAAGAAGAUAAAUACUCGAUUGAAGAUUUACAAUCAUCAUUAGGUGAAUCAAUCAAUCAAAUAAUGAAAUUAUAUUUUAGUGAAAAAAAUCGUCAUACUCAUGCUGUCGAUAUUGCCAUGCCAAAUAAUAAAAGCAUAAAAUCUGUCAAUAUUUAUCAACAAAGAAUAAUUUCCAAUUCAUCAUUUACAUUGAAUAAAAUAAAUCGAUGUUCAAAAAAUUCAAUGAACAAUGUAAAUAUGAUUGGCUUGUUUUUUGGUCAACGAAAAUUUUUAUGGAUCAUUACGCAAGUAUUUUAUUAUGGUUUCAAAAAUCGUCGUUCAUUUCGUCGUCAAACAUUCAUAUGGGAUUAUCUACUACGUAUACAAUGUGAAUUGAAACUAACGAAUUCAAAGGAUACAAAUCAUCAGGAUUUUAUCCAAUUAAUCGAUGAUAUUUCCACUAAAGCCGAUACAUAUGGUAAAGAUAUGAAAUUUCAAUUAUUCAUAUUCAUAUCACUCAGAGAUCAUAAAUUAACACCAUCGUUUCUUAAACUAUUGUUACGGCCACAAUUGUUACAAUUACAUUAUGAAAUGGAAUCAUUUUUACGUGAUCAAACAUUGUUGACAUUUCUAACACAAAUACUCAAUACAUUCAAUGAAAUUGAAUUGAAAUUGGAUAAAAAUGUUACGAAAAAUUUGUGAUUUUUACACAUAACACAACAUUGACGAGUUUUUUUUCGCUCUUAAAAAUUACCAUAUUUUUUUGCCAAUGAAACACGAAAUAAAAAACUGU